CUUAGUGGCUGACUUUUCUGAUCUUUGGAUCUCCUCUCAUUGUUGCUCCAGAAAAAAGAGAGAACAAUAUUCUCAGCAUCUGCUCUUCACUAGAUCUACAAGAUCAUCUGAGGGAUUUGAUUGAAUCAAGAUGCUGCUGAUUAUUGAAACUCUUCUUCUCAUCUCAGCUGCUCUAGGACAGGAUCACAGAGCUGCUGUUGAAGGACAGCCAUUUCCACUGGAUAUGGCAAAUAAUUCAGUUGAUGAUCAAUAUAAGCGCUGCAGAGAGAACAUGACAGACCUGGUGAAGACAACAUUUAUGAAUCAUGAAAUGUCUACCAAUUCUAAUUUUGCAAAUGCUUGGAACCAUGCUAAAGCAGAUAAUUACACGCAACCAGGAGAUAACUUGACAAAGAAUCAUUUAAUCGCUAUUCAUGUGUACAGUAGCUCAGUUUUUGAGGUAUAUAAGGAGUUUAAGGAAGCUGAUCAUGAUGGCAAGGACAGCUACAAAACCAAAAAAUACAAAUGGUAUUCACUUCACUUUCUGUUAACAGAUGCGAUACAGAUUCUGAAGAAAACACAAAAGAAAUGCUAUUAUACUUAUCGUCGUACAAAGCUUACAUUUAUUCAGAAUUAUCAGAAUGGAAAAAUUCGUUUUGGCUCAUUUACUUCUUCCUCUAUUGAUCCUAACAAAACAAAGAUUUUUGGAAAUGUAUCUUGUUUUGAAAUCUACACUUGUGAAGGUGCUAAUAUUGCAAAAUAUUCCAAGCAUCCUCAUGAGAAAGAGGUGCUGAUUCCUCCGUAUGAGAUGUUUAAUGUCACUGCUGUUAGGACAAAAAGAGAUGAGAAAAAUCUCUGGUGUGACACUGUGUAUAUGUUGAACAGCACUGGAACAAGAAGUGACCUCAACUGUGCUCUAUUCAAGAAACCAACCAAGACCAAAAUGAAGUAAUGUGUUGUGCGCUGAACAAAAUGCUUAAAUUCAAAUGAUAAAAUCAUGUACAACAUUUCUAUAUAUAUAUAGAAUGUUUUUCUCACAGUUUUGUUCAAUAAUUCUUUGUUAGAAAACACAAUUUAUUUACAUAAUUUCAGCAUAAUGAAUUAAAGUUACUUUUAUGUGACCCAA
Messenger RNA from Cyprinus carpio (common carp), 1105 nucleotides. RefSeq names its product NAD(P)(+)--arginine ADP-ribosyltransferase 2-like. Gene Ontology annotation, molecular function: NAD+-protein-arginine ADP-ribosyltransferase activity; NAD+ poly-ADP-ribosyltransferase activity. Lineage: Eukaryota; Metazoa; Chordata; Actinopteri; Cypriniformes; Cyprinidae. The record is from RefSeq and is a predicted model, not a curated record.